Molecule: messenger RNA, 2862 nt
Organism: Sycon ciliatum
Lineage: Eukaryota; Metazoa; Porifera; Calcarea; Leucosolenida; Sycettidae
Exons: 14
Coding region: 308-2533 (741 amino acids)
Biological process (GO): lipopolysaccharide biosynthetic process
Molecular function (GO): glycosyltransferase activity
Source: RefSeq, a predicted model, not a curated record
GAACCCGAAGUAAAUUGGUUUUGAAAAUAAUUAUUUACAAACUGAGGUCGACGUCUUUGGUCCGUUUGGGGUACACACGAGGCUACUUGCUACGAUACGGUCGCAGUGAGAAUUGGGAACGCCCGGGCGCUCUUUCUACAACAGAGUUGCUGGAGGUGGGGAUCGGAUCACUGAUCAACUGUAUGCCAGCCCUAACACUCCUCAGCUGCAGCCGUAUGCCGUGAGCAGGUGACGCCCGGGUGAGCGCCUGAUCGGCGUGCGGCGGGUACGUGUGAGCACGUGAAACUGACACCGUGCCAUGUAGGGCAUGUCGCGGAACUGGUGUUCGCUGGUUGUGGCCGUAGCAUCUCUCGCGUUUCUGCUAUUGCAUCCAUGGAUAGCGAGAAGCCCUGCGCCGCCUGUUGCAAAGCAGCGGGUACUGUUCGUAACGUUGGAGUAUGCAGACCCGAUUUUCAGCGGCAAUGGAGUGUUGUCCAGGACGAUGGUCAAUGCGUUGCUUGCGCUAGACUACGAGGUACUGGUUGUUUGCGCUGUACCAAGUACAUCCGCUUCAGACUUAUUAUCCUCAUCAUCAUCAGCAGAACAUGCCCUACAACGUUUCAAUGUCUCCAGUGGCACCAGCCACAACUUGCUCAGUGUUGCGGUUCCCGUCAGCAAGUGGCUGCGUCUUGACCGUCACUCUGCCUGGCAGGAGUUUGCCAUGGGCAUGGCCUCACUGCACAGUCAGGUGGAGGCGUUUGGUGUGGACAUUGUGAUGGCUGUUGACUGGUCUGGUUGGCAUGCUUUGGAGCGACUAAACGAUUUGUGGAGAAGCAAGCCAGCGUAUUUCCUGAACUUUCGAGUGUUUUCACGGAGCACAGAGCUGCUGCAGUCCGAUGGCGAUCGUCGAUUCUACGCGGAUCAUGAGUGUUGUGCCUUGGCGAACAGCACCUCCACCGUUGCCCUGUCCUGCUACGAUGCUUGCCGCCUGCACACCCUAUGCCAGUCGUGCCCGGGCGGAAGCCCCGGUGCUGGCGUGGCCGCUGGUUUAGACCCGACAAGGGUGACCGUUGGCGAGCUAUCCGCCGAGUCUCUUGACGGCUGCAUGCGCCACUGUACCAGGACGGCGCGGCAGGCGGACGUGACGGCCGUCGGUCCGUCCGUGCUGAGGCCGCCCGUGCGCAGCGACGUGCUGAGCGUGGGACGCACGCACCGGCGUAGGACUCUGGCCGCGCUGGACAAUGCCGGCACCGCGUGGUCACGCCAGCGACGCUUUGUCACGUGCUGCGUCCGACAGUCCCCAGAGAAAAAUGCCAUGUUGUUUGCUGACUUAGCGGUGGAGAUGGCAGCAUUUCUCCGCAAUAGAAGCAUCUCCUUACGACUCUGUGGGGCUGUAGCCGAUCAAUCCUAUGCAUCCUUGGUAAAAUCCAGGAUAGCUGAGGCAGGAGUACAGGUCGAAUACUGGGGACGGUUUAGCUCAACUGACAAGCUGAUGGAGGCGUUUCAGACAAGCUUGCUGAACAUUCACCCGUCACUUCAUGAUGCAUUCGGUAUGACUGUUGUUGAAGCAGCUGCUGUUGCCACACCCAGCUUAAUCCAUGAUGAUAUUGCUGUUGGUGUCAGCGAGGUCUUCUCCCAUGGUGAGGUGUUCCGAGUCAACCUCUCAGCGCCAAUCAAACAGGUGGAGGCGUUUGGUGUGGACAUUGUGAUGGCUGUUGACUGGUCUGGUUGGCAUGCUUUGGAGCGACUAAAAGAUUUGUGGAGAAGCAAGCCAGCGUAUUUCCUGAACUUUCGAGUGUUUUCGCGAAGCACAGAGCUGCUGCAGUCCGAUGGCGAUCGUCGAUUCUACGCGGAUCAUGAGUGCUGCGCCUUGGCGAACAGCACCUCAACCAUUGCCCUGUCCUGCUACGAUGCUUGCCGCCUGCACGCCCUAUGCCAGUCGUGCCCGGGUGGAAACCCCGGUGCUGGCGUGGCCGCUGGUUUAGACCCGUCCAGGGUGACCGUUGUCGAGCUAUCCGCUGAGUUUCCUGACGGCUGCAUGCGCCACUGUGCCAGGGCGGCACGGCAGGCGGACAUGACGUUCGUCGCUCCGUCCGUGCUGAGGCCGCCCGUACGCAGCGACGUGCUGCGCGUGGGACGCACGCACCGGCGUAGGACUCUAGGUGCGCUGGACAAUGCCGGCACCGCGUGGUCACGCCAGCGACGCUUUGUCACGUGCUGCGUCCGACAGUCCCCAGAGAAAAAUGCCAUGUUGUUUGCUGACUUAGCGGUGGAGAUGGCAGCAUUUCUCCGCAAUAGAAGCAUCUCCUUACGACUCUGUGGGGCUGUAGCCGAUCAAUCCUACGCAUCCUUGGUAAAAUCCAGGAUAGCUGAGGCAGGAGUACAGGUCGAAUACUGGGGACGGUUUAGCUCAACUAACAAGCUGAUGGAGGCGUUUCAGACAAGCUUGCUGAACAUUCACCCGUCACUUCAUGAUGCAUUCGGUAUGACUGUUGUUGAAGCAGCGGCUGUUGCCACAAUCAGCUUAAUCCAUGAUGAUAUUGGUACGUACUAGGCAGACUUCACUCGAAUGCUAGUACAGUACUCUGUUCUCGUGUUAUCCUAGAGCGUGUUGUGUGUUCGUCUCUGCAUGCAUGCGUGUGCAUGUCGCUAUGAACAUGUAUUGUUUAAUUUGUGUGCAUGUACAGUGCUGGAAACUGAAAUCCGACCCCCCGAGCGGUGGGUUCACAUUCUAGCGGUCUCUGUUUCGUAGUUUUACCAUCCCGUGUUGGGUCUUUGCGAUAUGAGCGCACCGCUCAGGGGGCUCAGGGUGUCUGAUUUCAGUAGUCAGCACUGUAUGUGUGCAUAUGUGUGUUCUUUGCAUUUGGAACUUGAUCCGGCUGU